AUGUCAGCGGAUGAUAAUAUUCCGUUUGUUAUAAAUUUGAAGGAACAACAUGCUACUGAAUUAGAAGUAGUAGGUGGAAAAGGAGCAAAUUUAGCAAUUUUAUUUCAACGAGGAUUUUCUGUUCCCGAUGCAUUCAUUGUCACCACUCACGCAUUUCAAUAUGUACUCAACAAUCAACAAACAAAAGAUGUUCUAUUGAUCAUUGAUACACUCGAUGUUGAGAACAUAAAUCAAUUAGAAAAUGCUAGUAAUACUAUUAAAGCAACCAUUUGUGAUAUAUGUUUACCGAGUGAUAUGAUUGAUUUAAUCAUCAACAAUUAUAAUCAUUUGUGUGAGAAGAAUGCUACGAUGAAUAUGCAUGUUGCUGUAAGAAGUAGUGCAACAGCUGAAGAUUUACCUGAUAAUUCAUUUGCUGGACAACAAGAUACAUAUUUACAUGUCACAAAAGAAAAUUUAAUUGAGAAAGUGAAAGAAUGCUGGGCAUCAUUAUUUACAGCUCGAGCAAUAUCCUAUCGAAAAAAGUCUAAUAUUGAUCAUAAAAUUGUAAAACUUGCUGUUGUUAUUCAACAGAUGAUUUUCAGUGAAGUAUCUGGUGUUGCAUUUACUGCAAAUCCAAUAACAGGACUACGAAAUGAAGUUGUUAUUGAUUCAACAUAUGGAUUAGGUGAAGCUUUAGUAUCGGGUCUUGUUACACCAGAUCAUUAUGAAAUAUUGAUUGAUAGAAAUGAAAAUGUUGAAAUUCGUUUAAAAAAGAUUGGCGAGAAAAGUAUUCGUAUUAUUGGUAAAUCAGAUGGUGGCACUGAAACAUUAGAAACAAUCGAUAAUGAUAAGAAAGUCGAAGCUUUAUCGGAUGAAUAUAUUAUUGAACUUGCUAAAUUAGCUAAACAAGUAGAAAAAAGUUAUAAUAAUCAACCGCUAGAUUUAGAAUGGGGAUUUACGAAUGGUAAACUAUAUAUUUUACAAGCAAGACCAAUAACAACUUUAUUUCCAAUACCAAAACCUGCUCAUGGUCAAUCGGGCUUACGAUGCAUGAUAUCGUUCGGAACGGCUCAAGGAUUUCUCGAACCGAUGACACCACUAGGUCAAAGUGUGAUACGUACUGUACUUUCUAACAUUUUAAGAAAAAUCGGUAUCAAUCGAAAUUGUUCCUUUCAAGAUAACAAGUCUUCAGAUCCGUUACGACAUCAUCUAUUCAAAUCAGCAGCGAACCGUCUUUGGAUUGAUAUUACUGGUGUAUUAACACCACCAGCAUCGAAAUUCUUUGGUUUGUCUAUGAUUGACACAGGAAUCGGGAAAAUUAUAAGUUAUUUAAUGCGUUCCAAGACUUUUCCGUCACGAUCAAUAUUAUCAUCAUUAAAAACAUGUGUAUUUAUGUUUUCAUUUUUCAUUCCUUUGAUUUUAAAAGCAAUACGAAAUUUCUUAUUUCCCCGAUAUGGAAAACAAUUAUUUAUGAAUCAAAUGGAAAAGUAUCAUCAGUUUAUCGAUGAAGGUUUUCAAGAUGAAAAAAAUCAAAGUUUUAUCGGCUAUGUUGAUCACUUUCAAAAUAUUCUGCUCGUGUUGCCGUCAACUAUAGUGAAAUACGCUGUGCCGAGUCUCAUUCCUAGCAUUCUAUCUUUAAGGAUUCUACAAAAAAUAGCAAAAGACCCUAUGGAUGCUCUUGCACUGACGCGUGCUGUUGAAUCUAACCCGACUACAGAAAUGAAUUUGAUGUUAUGGAAAGUAACUGUAUUAAUCAGAGAUGAUCAAACAACGUUAAGCUUAUUUGAAAAUGAAACAAUCUUUAGUUUAGCUGAUAUGUAUAAGCAGAAAUCUUUUAAAUUAGAUAUUCAAUUAGAAAUGGAAGAAUUUUUUCGAACGUACGGUUGUCGUGGUAUUGGAGAAGUUGAUAUGGGUCGUAAACGAUGGUCAGAUGAACCACAGCUCAUUAUGGAUCAAUUUAAAAAUUAUUUAAAAAUUCGUAAUCCUGAUAAAGCGAUUACUACAAUUCAUGAUCGAAGUAAACAAAGUGCGUAUGAAGCAUUUUCAAAGAUUGAAAGUGAAUUAAGGUGGCCACUAAUUCAACGACCGCUGAUCAAUUUACUUUUCUCUCGAUUAAAGAUUCUAUUUUCAUUAAGAGAAUGCCCAAAAUUCAGUGGACUUAUUCAAACAUUUGCUAAAUGUCGUCAAGCACUCUUGAAUAAAGCUCAAGAAGCAGUUAAUGAAAAUUUAAUUUCAAAUGCUGAUGAUAUUUUUUUCCUACAUAUUGAUGAAUUAAAAUUAUUAGCUUUGAAUACGGAUAAUAAACAAUAUGAGAAAGUAAAUUAUUGGAAACAUUUAAUUUCACAACGUCGAAUCGCAUAUAAUAAACAAAUGUCUUGUAAACGAGUUCCAUUAGUAUUACUUUCUGAUGGAACAACUUAUUAUGAUGCAACAACAAUACCGGACGAAAAUAAUAAUCAAACUGAAUUAAUGGAAGGUGAAUAUGCUGGUAGUCCAGUAUCGCCUGGUCUAUAUGAGGGCAAAGUACGAAUAGUGGAUGAUCCAUUGAAUUCUGAAUUACAACCUGGCGAAAUCUUAGUUUGUACAGCGACUGAUCCAGCAUGGACAUCACUUUUUCCGAUAGUUGGUGCCCUGGUACUGGAAAUGGGUGGGAUGCUUCAACAUGGUGCUAUAGUUUCAAGAGAAUAUGGUUUACCAGCUGUUGUUGGUGUUGCUGAUGCAAAGAAAUUAUUUCAUAACGGUCAAUUAAUUCAAGUGAACGGAUCAACUGGACGCAUUAAAGUUUUAUCUGAUUGA
Messenger RNA from Rotaria socialis, 2775 nucleotides. NCBI's taxonomy places the organism in Eukaryota, Metazoa, Rotifera, Eurotatoria, Philodinida, Philodinidae. The record is from the annotation of a GenBank genome assembly.